ACUUCCUCCGAAGAGCUCUUUAAAUAAAUUUAAUAUUUUCUUAGACAAAAACAAUAUAAUUCGCGUUGGAGGUCGCCUUAAUAAUUCACAGUUUUUAUAUGAUAAAAAAUAUCCUAUUUUAAUACAGUCCACACAUCGUUUUACUAAAUUAUUAUUUCAACAUGAACAUAAACGUCUUAUGCAUGCAGGCCCCCAGCUUCUUUUGGCCACAAUUAGAGAAAUGUAUUGGCCCAUAGGUGGUCGCAACCUAGCAAGGAUAUGCUACCAUCAAUGCGUGCUAUGUCGCCGCAUGAAGGGUCAAACCGUCAACCCUAUAAUGGGGAACUAUCCACAGCAGCGUCUCGUUGUAGGAGAACACCCAUUCACUAGCGUAGGGGUGGAUUAUGCUGGUCCUAUCACCGCAGCAAGUCGUCAAGGUCGUGGUUGCAGAUUUGUAAAGGUUUACAUUGCCAUUUUCAUUUGCUUUACGACUAAGGCUAUUCAUUUGGAGUUAGUUGGUGAUUUAACGAGCAAUAACUACUUGUCGGCAUUGCGUAGAUUUAUAGCGCGAAGAGGAAAACCCUCUAAUAUGUACUCCGACAAUGGUACCACCUUUGUAGGUGCUUAUAAUGAGCUCUCUAAAUUUCUAAAAAGCAACUGUGAUUCGAUUGCUGAAGGUGCAGUCAAUGAAGGCAUUAAUAUUCAUUAUAUACCGGCGUACAGUCCUCAUUUUGGGGGAUUAUGGGAGGCUGGUGUUAAGUCGACCAAGUAUCACUUAGUGCGCGUGCUGGGAAAUUGUCAUUUAACGUACGAGGAGCUUAACACAACUUUGGUUCAAAUUGAAUCCCUGUUAAAUUCACGGCCUCUGACCCCGCUGUCAUCGGAGCCUGACGACCUGAUGCCACUAACACCAGGACAUUUUCUGAUUGGGAGACCAUUCACAUCGUUACCAACAAGUGACCUCACAGAUCAGUGUACAAGCCACCUAAGUCGUUAUCAACGGAUUGAGCAGUUACGUCAACACUUUUGGAACAGAUGGUCCAAAGAGUAUAUAUCUGAGUUACAGACAAGGUCUAAAUGGCAGUUGACGAAAAGUGAGGUGACAAUGGGAUCAUUAGUAGUGGUAAAGGAUGAUCAUCUACCACCAUUGAAAUGGCGCUUUGGUCGCGUUGUGGGAGUUCACCCAGGAUCUGAUGGAGUGACAAGGGUCGCAGAUGUUAAAUGUUCCAACGGGAUACUCCGACGUGCUGUCACCAAGAUCUGUCCACUGCCAAUCUGCACUGAGGAUGCUGAAGGUGGUGGGAAAUAGGUUUUCCCACGGGUGGGGAUAUGUCGACGCCUGCAGCUUUAAACCAGCAAAGUUUAUAUUUACAUGUUUAAUGUAUUUUUGUAAGGGUUUACUGUUAUGUCCUUCUUGUUCAAUUACACGUGCGUCAGCAAGCAAUAAA
Leptidea sinapis is the source of this 1427-nucleotide messenger RNA. RefSeq lists its product as uncharacterized. The transcript has a single exon. The coding region runs from base 179 to 1288 and encodes 369 amino acids. Gene Ontology annotation, biological process: DNA integration. NCBI's taxonomy places the organism in Eukaryota, Metazoa, Arthropoda, Insecta, Lepidoptera, Pieridae. The record is from RefSeq and is a predicted model, not a curated record. Gene Ontology annotation, molecular function: nucleic acid binding.